UCUAUCACUUUACAGCAAUUAUCGUGACAGGAAUGGGUUUCUUCACGGAUGCCUAUGACCUGUUUUGUAUCUCCCUCGUAACAAAGCUACUUGUCCGCAUAUACUACCUGGUGGACGGUGCACCAAAGCCGGAAACGUUGCCCCCCAAUGUCUCCACCGCAGUUAAUGGCGUAGCCUUCAUCGGAACACUUUCUGCCCAGCUCUUCUUUGGCUGGCUAGGUGACAAGCUCGAGAAAAAGAAAGUCUGUGGGUUUGGAAUCUUGACCGGAGGCAUAUUUGCAACCAUUGUCUCAUCGAUAUUCAAGGCGAAAUUCGAUGCUCCGCCAUUUGAGGUCGAUCCGGUAGGCUCAACUGUUCCAGAAGCAGAUUUUGCGUGGAGAGUAAUUCUUAUGGUUGGGGCUCUUCCCGCUGCACUGACAUACUGUACUGCAGAGAGUUACUCACCACGCAAAAUCUGCUCUUGGAACAGUUGAGCCUACCGGAUGAUCAACCUCAUAUGGUGGAGCAUCGAAUUUCGCCUUGAAUAUCGAUGAGAUAACGAUUGCAAAUAUUCCUCCGGCCAAGAUUCCAAACCCCUACA
Arachis ipaensis is the source of this 580-nucleotide messenger RNA. The record is from RefSeq and is a predicted model, not a curated record. NCBI's taxonomy places the organism in Eukaryota, Viridiplantae, Streptophyta, Magnoliopsida, Fabales, Fabaceae.